This is a messenger RNA of Elaeis guineensis (African oil palm), 2506 nucleotides long. The record is from RefSeq and is a predicted model, not a curated record. NCBI's taxonomy places the organism in Eukaryota, Viridiplantae, Streptophyta, Magnoliopsida, Arecales, Arecaceae.
AACAGUCUCGUUCUGCACAAAACUACUAAGCCACGUGUAAAUAGACUAGUUUGUACCAACUAUCACCUAAUAAUCACCUCUCAGGCCACCUAGAGUACAACAGUUGAGGGUAUUGGGAGCGUCAAUCGGGCUCCUUUGAAUUUAACCAAUCAGUGAUUUUCACGUCUCUCGGUGAACUGACUGAUGAUGGACAGCAGGUGAUCUAUAACUUUUUUAUAAAAAAACAAAUUUCAAUGAAAACAAGUCUAUAAAUUAUCUCCUCAAAAGGAGAACAUCUAAUUAUAUAAAGGAGACAAAAUGCAAAGUUUGCGUGAAGGAGGGAAUGUCAAGACAUCGCACUCAUGACAAUUAUGGAUGGCUCCUGGAGCUGGCAUGAACUUAUGGUCUCCACGACUGCCUAGCAAAAUCAGUUUCAUCCUUAUCUUCCAACGCCAAUGAGCCCGUAGAAUGCUUCAUCUCGCAACCUGUGCAGUCCAUUCCUGAUCAGGACAGGCCGUCAUAGGCUACACGGCUGAAAAAAUUUUGCCCCAAUGGCAGUGGAAAAAGAAUGCUCCACUGGGGGUUCUCACUCAGUCAAAUUUUAAUUACUUCUUUCAUAGUUCGUGGAGGAUGUAACAUAAAAUAAGUCCAUUCUUUUUGGUUAAUUGUCCGACGGUCCAACCCAAGGACGCAUCUCCGUGCUGUGGGAACUCCGGGAGCAAGCUACCUUUGCUUGGAGAUGGAUGGAUGUCGUCGGAAGGAGGCGCACGUGCUGGUAUUCCCCUUCCCGGGGCAGGGCAUGGUGAACUGCAUGCUGAAGCUGGCCGACCUCCUCUCCGGCGCCGGCCUCCACGUCACCUUCCUCAACACCCACCACAAUCACCGCCGCCUCAGCCAGUUCUCCGGAGCCCUCUCCCGGCUCGCGCAACGCCCAAAGUUCCGCUUCGCGUCCAUUCCCGAUGGCCUCUCUGAGGAAGAAACCCGGUCGGUCUUCAACUUCUUCGAUCUGGAGGAGUCGAUGAGGACCCGGGCCGCUACCUCCUUCCGCGACCUCUUGCUCGCCUACCGAGACAAAGAUACCGACGGAUGGCCGCCGGUGACGUGCGUGAUAGCGGACGGUCUCAUGCCGUUCACUAUCGACGUUUCGGAAGAGGUGGGGAUCCCUGCCAUCAUGUUCCGAACCAUUAGCGCCUGCUGCGUCUGGGCCUAUCUCUGCAUUCCCAAUCUACUAGAGAGCGGAGAGAUCCCCUUUCCAGAGGGUGCGGAUCUGGACGAGCCGGUGCGAGGAGUGGCGGGGAUGGAGAGCUUCUUGCGGCGGCGAGAUCUUCCAAGCUUUUGCAGGCAGGCGAGAGACCAGAUGGACCGGGAACUCCAGGUGAUGUCUUCUGUGACUGCCAGCACGAAUCGAGCGAGAGCGCUUAUACUCAACACCUUGGAGUCUCUGGAGGGCUCGGCGCUGUCUCACAUCCGGAAACACAGCCCCGUCACGUACGCUGUCGGACCCCUCAACGCACAGGCCGGAACUUCAUCAGAUUCCGGCAGCCUGUGGCAAGAGGAUCGGGACUGCAUGACCUGGCUUCACGCCCAACCAGACCGGUCGGUUGUUUACGUGAGCUUCGGGAGCCUGACGGUGGUGACGAGGGAGGAGUACAUGGAGUUCUGGCACGGGUUGGUCGACAGCGGCCAGAGGUUCCUGUGGGUGGUGCGGUCGGAUCUGAUCAACAUGAGAGGGGGAGGGACGGAGGAGAAGCCGGCGGUGCCGGCGGAGGUGGAGGAAUGGACGAGGGAUAGGGGAUGCAUCGUGGGAUGGGCCCCACAGGAGGAGGUGCUGGCCCACCCGUCGGUGGGUUGCUUCGUGACCCACAGCGGUUGGAAUUCGACAUUGGAGUGCAUCGCGGCGGGCAAGCCGAUGCUCUGCUGGCCGUUCUUUGCCGACCAGCAGAUCAACAGCAGGUUUGUGAGUGCUGUGUGGGAAAUCGGGUUGGACAUGAAGGACUUGUGUGGGAGAAGCAUCGUGGAAAAGAUGGUGAGGGAGGUGAUGGAAGGAGAAAGGUCAGAGGAGCUAAGGAGAAAUGCCCGGGAGAUGGCGGAGAUGGCGAAGAAGAGCGUUGCCGAAGGGGGGACCUCUUACAAUGACCUCCAAAGAUUGAUCCAGCAUAUCAUGUCCUUCAGCUCCUACGUUCCGACCUGCUGAAAACAUAACUUUAGUAGGAAAUUCGGACCACCCUGCAUGCAGUUCAAUCCAUUACUCUGUUCCCGUUUUGCUUCAAUUAGAACGAUCCUCCACAAAAUUCUCCAGACCUUUCAGUUAUGGAGUAACCUUAGCCAGGGGAAAGCAUGUGAAAGCCAUCCAUUGGUUCCGAACUCUGUCUCCUUUGUUGAGAAAGGGCUUAUCACUAGAGACAUUGCAUUCUCUCCGAUUAUCUCUUCAUAUAUAUAUAUAUAUAUAUAUAACUCUCUUUGUACUUGUAAUACUCUGUUCCCGUGAUAAAGCUGGGGGAAUUAUCUUACUUCAUUACUUCUCAUU